Sorghum bicolor (sorghum) is the source of this 1389-nucleotide messenger RNA. Its product is annotated as dehydration-responsive element-binding protein 1I. NCBI's taxonomy places the organism in Eukaryota, Viridiplantae, Streptophyta, Magnoliopsida, Poales, Poaceae. Bases 116 to 835 code for a protein of 239 amino acids. Gene Ontology annotation, biological process: regulation of DNA-templated transcription. The record is from RefSeq and is a predicted model, not a curated record. The transcript has a single exon. Gene Ontology annotation, molecular function: DNA-binding transcription factor activity; DNA binding.
CCAUGCCCGCCGUGAUCCAUCGACGUAGGACGACGACUAGCAGGCGUCGGCAGCAGCAGCAGCUCGUUCGAUCGGCUCGCGCCAUUAUUGCACCCCUGCAGCGUUCGGCGGCACCAUGUCGUCGUCGCCGGAGACGGAGGCCGCGAGCAGCAGCAGCAGCAGCAGCAGCAGCAGGAAGUUCAAGGGCGUGCGGAAGCGCAAGUGGGGCAAGUGGGUGUCGGAGAUCCGGCUGCCCAACAGCCGCGAGCGCAUCUGGCUGGGCUCCUACGACGCCCCCGACAAGGCCGCGCGUGCCUUCGACGCCGCCUUCGUCUGCCUCCGCGGCCGGGGCGCCGCGGGCGCGGACCUCAACUUCCCGGACUCGCCGCCGCCGUGCCGGGCCGGAGGGUGCAGCAGCGACCCGCGGGAGGUGCAGGCGGCCGCGCUCUCCCACGCCAACCGCGCCGCCGUCACGGCCCAGCAGGCGGCCGCGGCGCUCAUCAUGGACGCCGACGCCGACAUCGGUGGCGGCUGCGGCUCGGCGCCGCCGUGGGACUAUUACUACUCCGUGGCGCACGACGCGGGCGGCGGCGUCGUCCUUGGUGGUGGCGCCGCUACCAGCGCGGCCGAGGUGGUGGCGCCCGUGCGCGCCGACGGGAGCAUCGACUGGCGGCCCGUCAUGGCGCACCCGCCGCCGCUCUUCUCCCCUACCGGCUGGGGCAGCAAUGCGUACGACUUCCUGCAGGUGCCGCCACCGGCGGCGGCUGUGGUAGACGAGGACAUGGAUGACGGCAUCCAUGGCGCGAGCGCUUCUCUCUGGAGCUUCGACUCGAGAGACUCCUACUUCAGAUACUAACAAGGAAGCUCUACAUCGUCUACAUGCAGCAUGCUGAUGCUGUACAAGGCUACGCUACAAAGAUGGUGGCUGCCGCCAUGGCGGCGCAUGCAUGCAUCUCGGCAGCUAGCUGCAUGCAUCCUGCAUUGCUACACGGCCGGCAUUAUUAGUUACAUGCAUGCAUGCUCACUACUGAAGUAUAGAUCAUAUCGAGUAUAUAUGAUCAGUGACUUUUUUAACGGAAUUUUGGGGGUAAUGAAGGAUGUGCAUGGUAAGUAGAAAUUCAUCAAGAAAGAGAGCGUAGAGUUUAUGCAAAAAAAAUAAAAAAAUUUGUCUUUGUGUAAUAAUGUAUAGCUCCCGGCCCUUUCCUUAACCUUGUUUUAGGGGCUAGAAAAGGUUGUAAUUUUAUGGCAUUCUCCACACUACUGAUGAGUGAUGAGGUCUUUUACAUGUCCAACUCAUUUGCAUGCUUUCUGUUAAAGCCUAUAGGUUCUCCUAAAAAAAAGGUUAAAGCCUAUAGGCUGCUGGCUAUAUAUAUUUGUAAUCUAAAUAAACGCGGGAAUAUUUGUUUUUCA